This is a messenger RNA of Melitaea cinxia (Glanville fritillary), 1982 nucleotides long. RefSeq names its product tyrosine-protein phosphatase corkscrew-like. Gene Ontology annotation, molecular function: protein tyrosine phosphatase activity. Bases 13 to 1584 code for a protein of 523 amino acids. Lineage: Eukaryota; Metazoa; Arthropoda; Insecta; Lepidoptera; Nymphalidae. The transcript is spliced from 12 exons. Gene Ontology annotation, biological process: protein dephosphorylation. The record is from RefSeq and is a predicted model, not a curated record.
UGAGCUUAAGUGAUGUCGAAGGAUAGCCCCAGGCUGAGCCGGCUAGGCGUGCUGGCCCCCGCCGCGUUGUCGGCCUGCAUGGAUGCUUCGGUACUGGCCGUGCCCGCAGCCGGCGCCAUAGUCUCUACAGUCCUUAAGGAACUUAGCAAGGCUUUCAUGCUCAAAAAAUGGUAUCACGGAAUAAUGUCUGCAAAAGAAGCUGAACACUUAAUGAUGGAGAGAGGAAGGAAUGGUUCGUUUUUAGUUCGCGAGUCGCUAACACACCCGGGCGAAUACGUGCUGACGGUGCGUGUUCAUGGUCGCGUCAGCCAUGUUAUGAUCAGAAAACAGGAUAACAAAUACGACGUGGGCAGUGGCGAGCAGUUCGAAGACUUGGUAGGGCUGAUUGAACAUUUUCGAUCAUAUCCCAUUAUAGAGACCUCUGGUGACGCUCUACGGCUUCUGCAACCAGUCAGCGGUACACGACUGCGAGCCAACGGCAUUGAAGACAAAGUCCGGGCGAUGAGUGCUUUUGAAAUGACCGCAAGUAUUGGAUCGGACGUUGAAUUCCAUUCUCUUAAACUAGUAGACGAUAUGCACGUUUUUACUACAAAUGAAGGAAAGAAGCUAGAAAAUUUAGACAAAAACAGAUAUCGAAACAUAUUUCCAUAUGACCAGACCCGUGUGAUAUUACGCAAGUCUAAUGAGCAUCAAUCAGAUUACAUUAAUGCAAACUAUAUUCGGUCGCCUCAGAUGGGUGACUCGAGCAGUUCUGUGCAGUCAUCCAAUGAAAGCCUCAACAGUGUUAAUUCUUUAAUCCUCCGAAGUGAUACCAAAAAAACAAUGCCAUUGGUAACAAAAUCUUUAUCAGACGAUGCGUUAAGAGAGGUGAAAAGGUGCAUCAAAAUGGAUAAAAUUAAUGGCAAUUUACGUAAAAAUUUAUUGAGGGAUAAACUAUACAUAGCGACACAAGGCUGCCUCCCCAACACUAUCAAUGACUUCUGGCGCAUGGUGUGGCAAGAAGACGUUAGAGUCAUUGCUAUGAUCACCAAUGAGGUCGAGAAAGGGAAGAGAAAAUGUGAAUGCUACUGGCCUUUGUCCGGUCAAGAGGUGUGUUACGAUGAGUUGACGGUGAGGUCGAUAUCGGAAACGUGCUACGAAGACUACCUCCUCAGGGAGUUCGAUGUCUGUAAUAAGAACACUUGCAGGACCAUCUACCAGUAUCAGUAUACGGGUUGGCCUGACCACGGUACACCUCAAGAUCCCGACGGAGUUCUGACUUUUAUUGAAGAUGUCAACAGAAGAAUGUAUCGGAUUUCACGGGAAAAAGAUGCACCCGAACAUAACGUGCUAUGUGUUCAUUGUUCCGCGGGCGUCGGCAGAACUGGCACCUUCAUUGUUCUAGAUAUGCUAAUCGACAAAAUAAAACGUUCAGGCUUUAAUUGUGAGCUAGAUAUAAACAGCACGGUGAAAUUGGUGCGAGCGCAGCGCCACGGCAUGAUUCAGAACAAGAUGCAGUACAGAUUUUUACACUUGGCCGUACAAAAUUAUAUCGAUAAUAAUAAUAUUAAGUUAAGAAAAAAGGUAGUCACGUCUAAAGCUUGAUUGGAAAAGAGAGAAAGAACCAAAGUUUUAAUUACAAACUAGAUGUUCAAUAUAAAUUUAUGUGUUUAAGGUUUAUUUAAAUGUGAUCACAAAUUCGAUUUAAGUUUUAGUAAUUAAUGUUGUUCAUAUUUGAGUCAAACAGCAACAUGGCUAGAAUUUGAUGUGAGCAGAAAGAGAAAGUAAUUUAGUCUCAAGAUUACUAAAAUUUUUAUGUUUAAUAAAAGUAUAGAAAUAUAUCCCAGUUUAAGCCACAUAAGUGUCAAUCUAAGUGCAAAUCUAGAGUUAGUUUCAAACGAAUUUUAAGGGGCAAUUAUUUUUUUUUGUCCUUCACAUUUCUGCAUUACAAAGUUACGGUUCUGGUUAUGGAGGCUAAAACCAAAUAAAUAUAUAAACCAAUA